Messenger RNA from Penicillium pulvis, 2052 nucleotides. Its product is annotated as glutaminase family protein. Lineage: Eukaryota; Fungi; Ascomycota; Eurotiomycetes; Eurotiales; Aspergillaceae. The transcript has 2 exons. The record is from RefSeq and is a predicted model, not a curated record. The coding region runs from base 1 to 2052 and encodes 683 amino acids.
AUGUUCACUCACACCUGGGGCGUGAUUGUUUUGCUGGCCUCGUUUCUGGUGUCGCCUAGCAAUGCGGUCACCUAUACUCCAUUAAAACCUCCGUCAUAUCCUUUGGCGGUGCGGAGUCCAUAUCUAUCAGCGUGGAUCCCUGGCAACGAAGUUGAAUCAUUACCUUCCUUUAAUGCCCAGUUCUGGGCUGGAAAUGAUCUGGUCUGGUCGGUCAUCGCUCGUGUAGAUGAUACCACCUAUAAUUUAUUUGGCGUGGCCAGCCCCAAUGACGGCACCACGUCGGGCACUGUGACCGCGGCCACGUACACCUCGACGCAUUCCACUUUCACUGUUACAGCCGGCUCGCGCAGCUUCACGCUAGACUUCUUCUCACCCGUGUCCCCCAAGAAUUAUCUCCGCCAAUCCCUGCCCUUCUCUUAUUUGACGGUGACGCUCGCUGCAGGCGAUUCGAGCUCCGUUCAGAUCUACUCCGAUAUUAGUGGCAGUUGGACGGGCCAGUCCACUGACUCCAGCUGGAGUUACUCCACCACUGGGUCGACAAGCGUCUUCCAGAUCGAAGCGGUCGGGCAGGCGACCUAUUCAGAAAACAGCGAUGGCCAAGCUCUGUGGGGCAGCGCCGUCUACGCCACCCGUCCGUCUGGCAGUAGUACGCUCUCCACUCAGGCCGGUCCGCGGGUCACUGUGAGGAAGCAGUUCAUUAGCGACGGCACCCUGACCGACACCUACGCGGAUUGGACCUCAGGUGCGGUGGUGGGAUUUGCUCAUGAUUUGGGUACGACCGCGGACGAAUCGGCGGUCACUUUCGCGAUCGGUCACGUGCGAGAGGCGUCCAUUAACUUCCUGGGAGCCGCGCAAACGGGUUACUAUCGUGCAACCUACCCUGAUACCGUUGAUGCCGUCUCCUACUUCCUCGAUGACUACGAUGCUGCCAAUUCCGAGUCGACCCAGUUCGAUGACUUGAUUUCCAGCACAGGGUCAUCCAGCUUUGGAUCCAAUUACUCCGAUGUGCUGGCCCUGUCCGUGCGCCAGGUCUACGGCGGGAUUGAGGUGACCAUUCCAAAUGAGUCCCUUGACACCAGCGAGACCCGCGCCUUCAUUAAAGAGAUCUCUAGUGAUGGCAACAUCAACACCGUCGACGUCAUUUAUGCGACCUUCCCUAUCUUUUACGUCCUGAGUCCCGACUAUAUCAAGCUGCUCCUCACCCCCGUGUUCGAGUACAUGGCUACCGACGCCUACUCCGAGAGCUACGCAGUGCACGAUAUUGGGGCCUCAUAUCCGAAUGCGACGGGUCAUCUGUCUUCCGGCGAGUCCAUGCCGAUUGAGGAGAGCGGCAAUGUGAUCUUCCUCACCUACGCAUACCAGAAGGCCGGCGGAGAUACCGACCUAUAUGACGCCUAUUCCUCCCAGAUCAAGACAUAUGCGACCUACCUAUAUAACAAUGGCCUGUAUCCGGCUGCACAGCUGUCCUUGAACGACGCGCUGGGAGAUCUCGCGAACCAGACCAAUCUAGCCGUCAAGGCUGCCGUCGCGCUGACAACCUACGGCAAGCUGGCUAGCGAUACAACGUAUGUGACGACGGGUCGCGACUGGGCAGACAAAAUUUGGACGGAUCAUUUGGGUACUGAUGCUGCUGGAACCCGCUUCUUGAUCCAGUACGAUAUCACACCCUGGUUCCUCGUCUUUAACCACUACCCAGACAAGCUGUUCGGACUGGACGUCUUCCCAGAUGAUACGUAUAACACAACCACCGAAUUUUACCCGACCGUGCGGGAAGAUGCAGGUGUGCCUCUAGACGGUACCAUCGGCUGGGGUCAGACAAACUGGCAAAGCUUCGUGGCUGCCACUGUCAGCGGCGAUGCACGGGACAGCUUCAUUAAUGACAUUUGGGCGUACAUCUCGAACGGUCUGAACACCGCCCCGUUUUGUGACAGGUAUUGGGUCACUGCCACUGACGGCUACUCCGCUGGCGAAUCUUAUUCAUUCCGAGCGCGGCCGACAUUAGGCAGCCACUUUGCUUUGGCCGCACUCUCUGGGGCCAAUAUCUGGUCAUAA